Drosophila nasuta is the source of this 511-nucleotide messenger RNA. It is a transcript of the gene Obp56a, whose product is annotated as Odorant-binding protein 56a. Gene Ontology annotation, molecular function: odorant binding. Gene Ontology annotation, biological process: sensory perception of smell. The record is from RefSeq and is a predicted model, not a curated record. Lineage: Eukaryota; Metazoa; Arthropoda; Insecta; Diptera; Drosophilidae. The transcript is spliced from 2 exons. The coding region runs from base 52 to 456 and encodes 134 amino acids.
CUCCGAAAGCUAUCAGAACUUCGCUAACGUUCUAACAAGUCAGUGAUAAACAUGAACUCCAUUUUUGUGAUAGCUUUGAGUGCUCUGUUCGUGGCUCUUGCUGUGGCAUCGCCCAUUGAGCUGAACGAGGAACAAAAGGUCUUGGCCAAGCAGUAUGGAGAAACCUGCUCCAAGGAAAUCGGUCUCACCGAGGCUGAGGUAGCCAAGGUUAAGGCCAAGGACUUCAGCGAUCCCACUGAGAACAUCAAGUGCUUUGCCAACUGCUUCUUCGAGAAGGUCGGCACCCUCAAGGACGGCGAGAUCCAGCCCGAUGUUGUGCUUGCCAAGCUGGGUGCCAUCAUUGGUGAGGAGAAGACCAAAGCUGCCUUGGCAAAGUGCAGCUCCGUUAAGGGCGCUAAUAAGUGUGAAACUGCAGUCAAGUUGCACGAAUGCUUCGAUGAGUUCAAGAAGGCUUAAGCAGCUGCUGCUGUUCAAUAAAUUAUAAUUAAUUUAUGCUUGCAUUGAAAAACAA